UGAAGCUAUCACAACGCGGAAGUGCCUGCUGCUAACAAACUCCCCGCACUCGACAAGAAAGGGUGUGAGUCGACUGAAACUCAGUAACGAAACAAAAUGACUCUAGUUUCGUGUUCUUCCAGCAAAGUUUACAUUUAUUAAUUGGGAAAGACACUCGACAUGGACAACCACAGAAGCCAGGAAAACAUUGAGCUGGUGCCAAAAAUAGAUCCAGACCACACCACAGAGACAGACCACAAUCCUUUGAUUCCAUGUAGUAAAUAUGACUACGUGCUGGUGGGUAAAGAGUGGGCGGAUGGCACAGAGCAAGACCGGAAACAGAAGGCUUUUAUCAAAGCUCUGGAGAAUAAAGGCUAUCGGACCCAGAAACUCAGGGAGAAGAAUAAAGUGUAUUUUGGCAUCCUUGCCCCACAGGAGAUAUUUUCAAAGUAUGCCCAUCUCUUGAAGAAUCCUGACAACUGUUCCGAGGAAGGGAUGGUAUCAACACCCACCAAAAUUCGGAUCGUCAAGUUUAUGCUGGACAACACUUUCAUCAGAAACGGAGAGAAACUGCAUGCAUUACUGAAGGAGAAAGUCUUUGAAGCCGUGUUUCCUCUGCAUGAGGAGAGGGAACAGAAGAACCUUAUCAAGAAGUGGGCUCGCUGGACAGCCGUCUUCAAAGAACAGCCCAUUAACGAAGUCAGGAUGUAUUUUGGGGAGAAGGUGGCCCUGUAUUUCCUGUGGCUGGGCUGGUACACUUACAUGCUCGUACCAGCGGCUGUCAUCGGGGUCAUAGUAUUCCUCUACGGACUGGCAUUCUUUGAAAGCAACCCACUUAUUAAAGAGGUCUGUGAAGGGAACUCCACUAUAAUGUGCCCGCUGUGUGACAAGUGUCCCAUGUGGCAGCUUUCUGAAACCUGCACCUACGCCAAGGUCACCCAUUUGUUUGACAAUGAGGGCACAGUGUUCUUCUCUAUGUUCAUGGCCUUGUGGGCCACGUGGUUCCUGGAGAUCUGGAAGAGGCAUCGCGCUCGGGAGGUCUGCAGGUGGAAGCUGAACAACUGGGACGAGAACGAGGAGGAGCUUGCUCUGGAUCUGAUCAAUGACCCAGACUGCACUCAAGAUCGGUACCAGCACUCGUACCUGCGCAGCAUCCUGGUCAUGGUUCUGGUGUGUUUCAUGAUCGCACUGAUCAUCGGGCUGGCCCAGGCGCUCGUGGUGUUCCGGGUCAUUGCGACGGUGUUCCUGUCUGAGAGUACGUGGCAGCUGCUGAGCGACCACGCCAACACCAUAGCAGUCAUGAUGGGAGCAGUGCUGCACUACCUGACCAUCACUAUCAUGAACAAGGUCAAUAGAAAAGUGGCCUUAUUUCUCUGUGAUUUAGAAAACGUGCGGUCGGACACAGGCAGGGAGAGGAACUUCACUGUCAAGAUGUUCACCUUCCAGUUCCUCACCCUCUUCUCCUCACUCAUCUACGUGGCCUUCUUCCUGGGGAGGAUUAAUGGGCGUCCAGGGGGCUACGUCAGAAUAGCCGGGAUGUGGAGACUGGAGGAGUGCCACCCCAGCGGCUGCAUCACAGACCUGUUCAUCCAAAUGGCCGUCAUCAUGAUUCUCAAGCAGACUCUCAGCAACGUGGUCGAGUUCAUGUCCCCCUGGGUGAGUUACAAAAUACACAAUCUGCAGGACAAGAGUCACAAGGGGGACAACGAGUCGAACUGCAUCCGGGACUGCUGGGUGCAUAACUACAACAUGAACGAAGUCAACUCCUUCAGCCUGUUCAAUGAGUUCCUGGAAAUGAUGAUCCAGUACAGCUUUACCACUAUAUUUGUGGCUGCCUUCCCUCUGGCCCCUUUGCUGGCUCUGAUCAACAACUUCUUUGAGAUCAGACUGGACGCCAUCAAAAUGGUCAGCCUGGAGAGAAGGAUGUUUUGCAAGAAGACCAACGACAUUGGGAUUUGGCUGCAGGUGCUGCAAGGGAUUGGGGUGCUGGCAGUGAUCGCCAACGGGCUGGUGAUCGGAGUCACGUCGGAUUUCAUCCCCCGCCUGGUCUACAAGUACUUCUAUGGGCCAUGUGCUAAAGGAGCCGUGGACAUUGACUGCAUGUCAGGGUACAUUAACAACAGCCUGUCCACCGUCUAUAUGAAGGAUCACAACAUCCGGAGGGACUUUGAGCCAGGCCAGCUCAUCUUCAACGGCAACAAUGUGACCCAGUGCAAGUACAAGGAUUACCGCAAUGAUGAUGACUAUGCCUACACGUCUCAGUUCUGGCUCAUAUUUGCUGUGCGCUUUGCCUUUGUUUUACUGUUUGAGCACGUCGCAGUCGUGAUCAAGUUCAUCGCUGCCUGGUUUGUACCAGAUGUCCCGCUGGCAGUGAAAAAUGAGAAUCUGGAUCGGAAAUUUGAAAGAUUGAAGAGCGAGCUCAUGAAAAUGGAGAAUCAAACCGCAGAAAUAUGAAGAAUGAACAAAAAAAACUGUACUUUCGCAGACAGAAAACUGUGAACUUGAUCAUUUUACCUUUUUUAUUAUUAAUAUUUUACACAUUUUUCAAACUGUAAAGCAUGCAUACAAAUGUAUGUAAUUGUAUUAAUACUUCUGGAAUCCAUUGUGUGGAUGUGUAAAAAAAAAAGUAAAUGUACAGCAUAUUGUAUUGUGUAAUUACAAUAUAGUAGACACAACUUAAUUCUAUUACAUAUUGUAUUGUGUAAUGUAUUGAUUUUAAAACAAUUGAGGAUAGUGGUUUGUAUUAAUUGAUUGGUUGAAGAAGGGUUAAGAAUCUUUGUUUUGUUCCCUAUACAGAUAGAGGGUUACCUGGAUUCACAAACCAGCCAUCCACUUAAAUUAUAUACAAUACCAGUAUAUUUCAAUUAACCACAAAUAAAUACCCUAGCAAACCAGAAUGGCACGCAUGAAGUUAAGUGAUUACUGUAGAAAAGGCAGGUGCUUGUGCUGUGGUACAAAUGCCAUGAAUCUGAAGUUUUAAUGUAAGAUGACAUUAAAUAUGUUUUAUAUAUAUUUAUGAACUAA
Messenger RNA from Polyodon spathula (Mississippi paddlefish), 3003 nucleotides. RefSeq names its product anoctamin-9-like. The transcript is spliced from 24 exons. Gene Ontology annotation, biological process: chloride transmembrane transport. The record is from RefSeq and is a predicted model, not a curated record. NCBI's taxonomy places the organism in Eukaryota, Metazoa, Chordata, Actinopteri, Acipenseriformes, Polyodontidae. Gene Ontology annotation, molecular function: chloride channel activity; protein dimerization activity. Bases 160 to 2433 code for a protein of 757 amino acids. Gene Ontology annotation, cellular component: plasma membrane.